Fundulus heteroclitus (mummichog) is the source of this 2918-nucleotide messenger RNA. RefSeq names its product ankyrin repeat domain 33ba (gene ankrd33ba). Bases 400 to 2007 code for a protein of 535 amino acids. Gene Ontology annotation, molecular function: protein binding. The transcript is spliced from 6 exons. The record is from RefSeq and is a predicted model, not a curated record. Lineage: Eukaryota; Metazoa; Chordata; Actinopteri; Cyprinodontiformes; Fundulidae.
CAAGAAGAAGAAAAAAACACAUAGAUCCCAACCGGUCAUCUAGUGUGCUCUCGAAGUACAAGUUUGAAAGAAAAAAAGAAGAAGCGUGCUUUCGCUUUGAGGAGGAGAGACAGGAAACUAAGUUGGAGGGACAUUCGCCUCUCCCUCUGUGCCGCCGCAGCAUCAAACUCAUCUGCGAAGAUGAUUAAACGGGUUGAUUCAAUCAAGGCGCAACUUUUUUAUUAUUAUUAGUGUAAUGCAAGUGAAAGCCAAAAUUUAAGACUUUGUGUAUUGAGGCUGUAGUGGGGCGAUAGAAGUUAAGUUUUUUUUUUAUUAUUAUUAUUUUUUAUGGUUAUGCCCUGCCACCGUGUGCCAGCCUGCACUCCACCCGGCGGACAGCGCCCUGGGCUCCGGGGUUAGAUGGUGCUGAUCACGGAGGACAGGGAUGGAGGAGGCGCCUCGUCGCUCCGCGUCAAACAGCUGCCGCCGCAGCAGAAAAAAGUUGGGGCCAACGUCGGCUUCGGACACCCGACGAUAACCGAGGAGCCCCUGUCCAACUCCGAGGAGGACUACCUGGGCUCCUGCGGCGACGAGGACGGCGAAGACGACGACGAGGGCAGCGAGGAAGACGGCGAUGAGUUCGAGGAGGUGGACUUUGAGGACUUGGAGGACUGCCGGAGCAUCGCGUCGGACGACUCCUUCUACCCGCCGGACGACGUGUUCGCGGACUCGGAGCGCAGCCCGUCCCCGGAGAGCCCCGAGCCGCUGUCCUUCUUCAGGGCGUGCUGCACCAACAACGCGGCCGUCGUCCGGAUAAUGAUACGACACGGCGUGAAGGAAGAGGAGGUCAAGGAGACUGACCGCAACCACAGGAUAGGGCUGCUGGUGGCGUGCUACCAGGGUUUCGUGGACGUCGUCAUAGCGCUGUCUCAGUGUCCGUACCUGGACGUCAACUGGCAGGACAGCGAGGGAAACACGGCCCUCAUCACCGCGGCGCAAGCAGGUCACAUCACGAUCACCAACUAUCUGCUGAACUACUACUCCGGGCUGGACGUCGAAAGGAGGAACUGUCUGGGCUUUACCGCUCUGAUGAAAGCGGCCAUGCAGGGCAGGGUGGAUUGCGUGCGCUCGCUCAUGAUGGCGGGAGCUUCCCUGGAUGCCAGGGACUUUGGUCGGAACCUGACUCCCAGGGAAUGGGCCUUGUUCACGGGUCGUUACGAAACUGCCUGGGUGAUGACGCGUCUCAUGGAUCGGCCCUAUCCCUUCCAGUACUGUGAUACAUACAGUCUAGAGUGGCCCCCGCUGGCGUCCCUUGUUGCCAGAGCCCAGGAGCCCCGCGGCUGUCUCAAGCGCCUCUCGGACACGGUGCGUAACGUCUUCAACAUCGCAAACGUCACCAACCCGGAGGACGAAGGCGUUAUCGACCACCUGGUGUCUGUUACUACUGCCAUGAGAAGCCCUUUCAUCGCUGUGGCGUGCCGUACCGUGUGUCCUGACAGUCCUCCGAGCGUGGGCAAACGUCACUACGCAGUCCCAGAGAUCGUCCGCAAGCAGCGUGCCAAAGAGCUCCUGAGCGCCAACCCCGACAGGGUGGACGGCCACCUCAAACUUUUCGAAAACUCUCGGGUCACCCUGGUGGCCAAGAACUCGGACAAACGCCGGUCGAGCCUUCAGGUCCAGAAAGCGGCGCCUCGACACAGGAGCUCUAGCCUGGUUGCCCAGAGCCAGGCGCUGGAGCUGCGACGGACCAGCCUGCUGCCGCUGCACAUGGUGCUGCGGAGGAGCAGCGUCAGGCCGGGCCUGAGCAUCCCCAAGGUGAGGAUCUCAAAGGCCCCCUCUACCACCUACGAACCGGAGCCGAUCAGGAGGAAAAGCAGCGCCAAGGACGCGGCCGGGGUGAACCUGCUGCAGAUCCCCAAGUGGCGCUACAAGGAGCUGAAAGAAGAGCGAAAGAGGGCAGAGGAAGCGGAGAGGAAGAGGCUGGAGGCUGUUACUAGGAAACACAUCACAGCGGGGAAGAGGAAAUGAUUACACGUACCUCAGGGAAGUUCUUCGAAGUUCUCACAACUACAGCGGGACGGGUCAGGAAGCUAGAGCGGUUUGGAUGGACUACGUCGGAUCAAACAGGCUGUUCAUCGAGACAAUUCACACUACUUAUGAGAGCUUUAUCACGCGGUGGGGAGUCAGAGACUUACCCAGAGGAGCGGACACUUUAUUUAUUUUCUAAUAUUUAUUGCUUUUUAAUGGAUGGCCAACACUUUGUUUUGCUGAGCUCCGAUGCUCACUUCAGCGGUGCACUUUUAGUUGGGUACACUGCGCAAGCGAAGCCUUGAAGAGGCGAAAACCCUGUUGCUGCCGCAGCAACGCGAGAAGCACAUUCAUCUCCUUCUGCCUCGGAGGAGGAAUCGUCUGGAUGACAAUAUUCUGGAAUCACGUCUUUGAAACAUUUACUGAUAGGCGUCCCGUAUUGGCUGAGAAUAUUAAACACGAAUAUGGGAUCUAAAUGCAUUUGCAACAUAGAUAUAAUUUUUAGAAUGCUUACUGCUUUAAAGCCUUAGUCUGAAUGUAUUUUGAAUACAUACAUAUAUAUAUAUAGAGAGAUAUAUACAUAGAUAUAUUUUUUAUACUAGAGAUUUGAUUGCUUUUGGAAUGUAUUUUUAUUCUACGAGGACUUUGUUCAGCAAACCUGUUUGUAAACAAUUGUGAAUUUUUUUUCUAGUUUUUUGACAUUUGAGUCCAAGACAGAAAUACAGAAGAAAAACCCCCAACAACUUUAAAACAGUAAGAUCAGAAGAAAAAUGUUCACAUUCCUCAAGUUUACAAGACAAAACCAAAUGGAUGUCGCUGAUAAACUAUUAUGCAAUGACAGAUGCUGUAUGUGAAAUUGGUGUCUAUACAGGGUAUGGAUGAUGUGAAAUAAACACCUGCGCUCCCUUUGA